ACACCGUAAAGCGAAUCCUUGAAAGACUGGCGCAGUGUGAGGUGUCACGAAAAUGGCAUCGUUUACCUGCAGGCCAGCCGGGAGCUGAUGGUGAUGAAGUAAUCGUCUUAGCCGGCUUCCUUCUUCGGACAGAGUUGUAAAAAUAAAUAGGAGGGGGGAGGGGGGACACCCUCUACCCUUGGCUCAGGCCAACACCUAACGGUACCCUCGAUCCACAAGGGCAAAGUAACCCGAGGACGAUACAUACCCUUCAACAAGACUCUCAUCGACACGAUGGCAACCGCUAAUCAGAAACGUUGGUCCGACUGGAAUACCUACUGGGCAUGUGAGGUAAGCAUAUCAUCAGCACGGGCGUCGGUGAUGGUGUACGACGACGUGAACAAGAAAUGGGUGCCGAGCGGAAGUUCGUCCGGCUUAUCGAAGGUGCAGCUGUACCACCACCAGGUGAACAACACCUUCAGAGUGGUUGGUCGGAAGCUCCAGGACCAUGAGAUAGUGAUAAACUGCGCUAUCCUUAAAGGACUCAAGUACAAUCAGGCUACGGUUACGUUUCACCAAUGGCGCGACAACAAACAAGUUUACGGGCUGAACUUCUCGAGCAAGGAUGACGCCGACGCUUUCGCCAAGGCCAUGCUGCAGGCUCUCGACGUCCUCAGCAACGGUAGCAAUAUCUCGAGGAGUCUUGGUCCAGCAGUCGCUUCUACAGCACCGGCGAAUUACCAGCAACAGCAACAGUCCCAACAACAACAACAACAACAACAACAGCAGCAACAGCCUCUUGGUACUACCCAGCAGUACGAAGAGGACAUGGGAUACAGUCAGAGUCAAAGUCAAAGCCAAAGCCAAAGCCAGGCCCAAAACGGAGCUGCUCCAUUGCAGGGGGGCCUAGGGAUGGUAGGAAGCAUAGGGAGCGUAGGGAGCGUGUCGAGAGUUUCCUUGUCCCUGGGGCACCUCGGUGGAACCCCGGCCCCCCCAUCGGCACCUGUCGCUCCAAUAGCGAGCGGCAUCACGACCGUCAUUCAGGUCGGGGGUGGAGUUGCGAGUCGUGGAUCACCGGCUGAUCGCGAGAACGUCAUGAGAACCAUGACCAGAGAAGAUGUGGCGAUAAUUCAAGAGCGACGGAUGUCUCAGCAGAACCAAGUCAUGAACAGCCCAAGUGCUGUGGUUCCACCGGGGUGUCCGCCAGCGGCGCAACAGCAGUCUGGCCAUCAUCGGACCUCGUCAGCACCCCCGGCGCCUCAACCGCCGGUAAUGCCGGGCCCUAUAAACCCGGCACAGUCACAAAUGGGGGGCGGUGGUCCACCGGUACCGCCGCCACAACCACCGGCAGCACCCCCACCACCCUGCCCGCCGUGUCCCCCAUGUCCGCCGUGUCCACCAGCGACGAUAAGCUACCAACAGCAACAGCCUCCGAGUGUCAACACCGCACCCGUACCACCCCCGAUGAUGAUGAACCAGUACGCAUCAUCCUCCCAAAAUCCCAACCAGUCACAAUCCCAGCCAAUAUAUGGUACCAAUCAGGGGAAUCAGUACGGUGUUGUUGGUCAAAACAGUAUUUACGGUGUCAGUGGUGGUGCGAGUCAGAGUAACGGUGGCAACCAAUACUGCGCCGGUAGUCAGAACAGUCUGUACGGUUCCACGACGGUUCAGAGUGGUAGCGGUGGUCACUUCGGCAGUAAUCAGAGCAUUCAGAAUAGCCAACAGCAGCAACAGUAUGGUAGUAAUAAUUCCAUAAACCAGUAUGCGACCAGUGGUCAUAAUCAACAGUCACAGUACGCGGUUAUUGGAAAUGGUUCCCAUAGUCAGUCGCAGUCGCAGUACGCGGUUGUUGGAAAUGGUAGUCAGCAGUAUGGGUCGACCACCGCUGCCCAGUCGAGUAAUAAUAAUUCGUCAAACCCGUACGGUACCCCUUCAAAUUUGGUCAAUCAGUACGGCUCUCAUUCCAUUUUGAAUUCUAACACUUAUGCUCCUCCGGUUGGCAGCAACGGCCCACCGCCACCCCCUAUGGGCCCACCCGGUGGCCCUGCUGCCCCACCCCCACCUCCACCUCCGCCCGCACCCAACGCUAACUCAAACAGUUCAGAUGCCCCGCCUGAUACCAAUUCGUUAGCUGCUGCCCUCCAGGCUGCGCGUCUCAAAAAGAAACAGCAAUCCCAGCCAAUCGAGAACAGCGGCUCGAGCACGAGCAGUAGUGGCAGCGCCACUGGAGGGAGCGGCAACUAUGGGACACUUGGACGUGGCGGGGGCGGAGGAAUAGCUUCUAUGAUGGAUGAGAUGGCUAAAACACUUGCACGCAGGCGCGCAGCUGUUGAAAAGAAACAGCCAGAACAGCCUCCGGAGCCAGACAAUUCGCCGGGUAAGGGUUCCUGGGAUAAGAACAAUUCUUCGAAUAACAAAUUUGCAAAUGGCGCCGAAUCCCCAAAGUCAGCUCGCAAGAGGUUCGGCUCCGCCUCGGAAGACACAUUGCUCAAGGUGAACGGAGUCAACGAAGGUGCGCCGUUGUCUGCCCAGGAAAUGGAGGCAUUUAAGGCUGAAAUAAUCAAGGACGUUCGUAGAGAGUUUCAAAAGAUGAAACAGGAGAUAAUCGAAGCACUCAGGUCGGAAUUGAGCAGAAGGUAAAGUCAGCCUGAUUUAUCGUAAGGUUCGUUUUCUACGGUAUAUUUAUAAAUGGAUUCUACUGAAGUAAAAAAAAAAAAAAAAACAACAAAAAAAAACUAAAGCAGAAAAAAAAACCACAUAAGAAAUGAAAAACAAAUAAGUUAAAAGUAAGAAAUUCAUCAUCGACAAGCGCGGAAGACGCAGAUUUUUAUCACACUCUUAUGGGGGGGG
This is a messenger RNA of Diprion similis, 2829 nucleotides long. RefSeq names its product protein enabled-like (gene ena). The transcript has 9 exons. Bases 274 to 2619 code for a protein of 781 amino acids. Lineage: Eukaryota; Metazoa; Arthropoda; Insecta; Hymenoptera; Diprionidae. Gene Ontology annotation, molecular function: SH3 domain binding. The record is from RefSeq and is a predicted model, not a curated record.